AUGUCUGGAAUUGCCGCUGGGCGUUUAGCCGAAGAACGAAAGGCCUGGAGAAAAGACCAUCCUUUUGGUUUUAUUGCUAAACCAACAAAGAAUCCAGACGGCACUCUUAAUUUAUUCAACUGGGAGUGUGCCAUUCCUGGUAAGAAGGAUACCGUAUGGGAAGGAGGGCUGUUCAAGUUGCGCAUGAUAUUCAAGGAUGAUUUCCCCUCAACACCUCCUAAGUGCAAAUUCGAGCCUCCUCUUUUCCACCCCAAUGUGUAUCCAUCAGGAACCGUCUGUCUUUCAUUAUUAGAUGAGAAUAAGGAUUGGAAGCCAUCAAUUUCUAUUAAGCAAUUGUUAAUGGGUAUUCAAGAUUUAUUAAAUAACCCCAACGUGGAAGAUCCAGCUCAAGCUGAAGCAUAUCAAAUUUACUGCCAAAAUAGAGUCGAAUAUGAAAAGAGAGUUCGUCGGGAGGCCAUGAAAUUUAGCGCAGAAAUUGUCCAGAAGCAGAUGGGAAUUAAUUGA
This is a messenger RNA of Auanema sp. JU1783, 504 nucleotides long. NCBI's taxonomy places the organism in Eukaryota, Metazoa, Nematoda, Chromadorea, Rhabditida, Rhabditidae. The record is from the annotation of a GenBank genome assembly.